Messenger RNA from Rubroshorea leprosula, 2878 nucleotides. The record is from the annotation of a GenBank genome assembly. Lineage: Eukaryota; Viridiplantae; Streptophyta; Magnoliopsida; Malvales; Dipterocarpaceae.
GAUUCUCCUUUUUGGGAUUGCAGAGAUUUUCUCAAAGUUUAUCCUAUCUUCCUUGUUUGAUUCUCCGUCAAAGUUUGAACUCAAACCCUAGAUUUGCUGGGAUUCCAAGGAUUUUGCCAAGGGAAUCGAAGUUGUGAUUGUUGAAAAGUCACUCGAAAGCAAGAUCGAUGGACCCCAACGACCCCAAAAUUGUCGAUGUCGACCUGGAACCAAGCAAAGAGAUUCUGGAAGACGAGAUUGGUAUUGCUGGAUAUGAUGCUGAUAUGAUCGACCAAAUAUGGUAUUUACAACCAAGAACAACAAUUACAGAUGGUUUGAAACCUAUUAGGAAUGAUCAUGACAUUAGGGAUGUUUUGGGGGUGUUGAAGGUGGAGGAAAAGGUACAUAUUUAUGUGUCUCAUGUCCCAGAUUUUGCUAAAAUUAUACCUAUCUUACCAUUACCAGCCCCUAGUGAUAAGGGUACGGUUACCGACAAUCCUAUUGAGGUUGAGGGGAGAGUAGAAAAUGAUCAUGUUGAUGUGGAAGGCAGAGUUGAGGAUGCUAGUCAUGCGGUUGAUGUGGAAGGCAGAGUUAAGGAUGCUGGUCAUGUGGUUGAGAUUGAAGGCAGAGUUGAGGAUGCUGGUAAUGAUGGUAAUGAAGACAGUGAACAUUUUGAGGAUGAAGAUGAUUUUCUUCCAUAUAUAUCUGAAUUGAGUGAUAAUGAAGAUGAGGUAACUGUCGAGGCGAGAAAGAAAAUGAAUAACAAAUAUGCUUUGCCUGCAAGAGCUAGUCAUGAAAUUCCCUCAUCUUCAACUGGUCACAAUGAUCUUGAUCUUGAGGAUUCAUUAAGCUUAGAUGAUGAUAUCGGCUACAUUUCAACAAGUGAAGAGGAUGGAAGUGAAGUUGAACACGGUAGGAGAAGGAAAGGUAGGCAUAAAGUUUUUCGAGGAAUAGAUGAUGGCAAUGUACAGAUUGAGUUAGGCAUGGUUUUUCUAAACAAAGCUGAGUUUAAAAAAGCUGUGGAUAAAUUGAGCAUUAUGCAAAGGAGGCCAAUUAAGUGGGUCAAGAAUGAUAAGAAGAGACACAGGGUCCAGUGUAGGAUUAUUAAAAGGAGGCUAAGAAAAACUUUUGAAGGGGAUCAUUCAUUGGAAUACAACAAGCUUUUUGACUAUGCUGCAGAACUAAGAAAAAGAGAUCCAGGAGGGACUAUUUCAAUUUAUGCACCGAGGCCACUACCUGAACUCAACCCUAUUUUCUUAAGGAUGUAUGUGUGUUUUAGUGCAAUGAAAAAGGGUUUUAGUGCAAUGAAAAAGGGAUUUAUUGCUGGAUGUAGGAGAGUCAUUGGUUUAGAUGGAGCUUUUCUCAAAGGACCACACAAAGGGGAAUUACUUACUGUUGUCGGUAGAGAUGCGAAUGACCAAAUGUACCCAAUUGCAUGGGGUAUAAUGGAAGUUGAAAAGGAAGAAAGUUGGUCAUGGUUUUUGGAAGAAGUUAAAUAUGAUUUGCAAAUAGGAGAUGGUGAUGGUUAUGCUAUAAUAUCUGACCAACAAAAGGCACUGAAUGAGGCAGAAUUUAAUGCAGCCUUAGCAGAGUUAGGCAAAUUGAAGCCUGCAGCAAGGGAUGACAUAAUGAAUGUGGAUCCCAAGCACUGGAGCAGAGCUUUUUUCAACGUCGAAAUUAAGUCAUCUGUGGUUGACAAUAACAUGUCAAGAAUUGUUGUUAUGAGAGAGUUUGGAUCUGCUAAGUUUGUGGGAGAAUUUGGCCCUAAGAUUUGGGCUAAGAUUGUACGGAAUAGGGAAGGUAGCAAGAAAUGCAAAGUCCUAUGGCCUGGUGGAGGUGGUUUUGAAGUUAAGGAUUACCUGAAUAGUAAAAAUAAAGUCGAUUCAGGCAAAAACACUUAUAUUGUAGAUUCGGAAGCUAGAAAAUGCACCUAUAGGUAUUGGGAUAUAUCUAGGAUUCCUUGUAGACAUGCCAUGACAGUAUUGAGUUUAAGAAAACUGAGAGUUGAAGAAUAUGUUUCAGAUUGGUACAAGUUGUCAAGAUUUAGGGCCUUUUAUGCAUAUGAGAAGAAGGCAGAAAAGAGAGCAAGGAAAAAUACCCUAACCCCAACUGUGCAAGAGAUGGCUACAAGAGUUGGAGAUAGAGGAAUUCCCGCUGUAACUUUAACGCCUGCACCAACAGCACCUGCACCAAUAGCACCAGCAAUACCUGCACCAAUGGCACCUCCAUUUAUAACAACACCAACUCCCUCAGGAAGCAGUAGGCAAUUUGUUACUACCACUAACUUGCAAGCACUAUUCUGGGAAAAAAGAAGGCAAAAGGAAGAAGAAGCACUUGGUCGUUGGGCAGAGUUAUUGACUAAAAUUCACACAGAUAAACAAUCAAACGUUUAGACUGUGAAGUUAUUAAGUGUUGUUUGCAUGGAUGCUUCUUUUUUGGACAGAUUAGGGUGUGUAUUGCCUGGAUGAUUGUUUUUGGACAGACACCCCUAUUGAGUGUAAAGCUUUUUGUUGUGUGUUUAGGGUGUGCUUCUGUUUUGGACAGAUUAAGGUGUGCUUCUGUUUUGGACAGAUUAAGGUGUUCUUCUAUUUUGGACAGAUUAGGGUGUGUAGUACAUAGAGUGGUAUUGCAUGGACACUUGUUUUUGGACAGAUAUGAGAGUUUAGGUUGCUUGUUGUAUUUGGUGGGAAUCUGCUAUAAUGUGCUUUUCUUUUGGAUUUGCACAACAUACAUUUUGUAUUUUACUGUAUAUGCAUUGUAAUUUUGGUAUUGGGAUUAAUGAAAUGCAUAUAUUGACUUUUGUGAAUUGCUUUAGGUAAAUGACCAAUUGCCAAAUUUGCCUAUCUUUGGAUACCAGAAUGCUUUUGUGCAUAAAUUGGUAUAAAAAUGCAAUUGAAAC